UUGCGAUGAAUAUCUUUUUUCUACCAGAUUAUUUUGUUUUAUGAAAAAACGCGUCGGAAUCGAGUAUAAUUCCAUUGAUUUUUGAGAUGCGGGAUCUAUUCUGUGUACAUUCCCGUUUAUUAUGCCGAUUAUUAUAAGGUUAGGCUGAGUUAAACGAGCCAUGUGCCAUUCCGUAUGAAUGAGUUUAAUGCUUGCACUUGACACCGGCGUUUUCUCAAAAUGACACAAGUCGCGCAGGAAGAUAACGAAUUGAAGAGAUUGCUCAAUAAUCCAGCUAAAAAUGCAAGCGAAGAUGGAUCCAUGGCACCACCGUUAUCGACCAAUGUGCCGAGACCAAGUACAUCACAAAAUGCCAAUCCACAAUCGAUGAUGAUUCCGAUAAAGCCAAUUAAUAGCACGAAAGAAGUUGUGGAGCCUUGUUUACAAAAUGUAGUUUCUACAGUUAACUUGCAAACGGAAUUAAAGCUCAUGUACAUUAAUGUGAGAACUAGGAAUUCUGAAUACAAUCCAGCGAGGUUUACUGGAUUGAUAAUGAGAAUACAGAAUCCUAGAGCAACAGCGCUGAUCUUUCGCUCUGGUAAAUUAGUAUGUACUGGAGCGAGAAGCGAGGAAGAUUCGUUUUUAGCAGCAAAGAAAUUUGCCAGGAUAAUCCAGAAACUUGGAUUCCCUGUUAAGUUUUCCAGUUUUAAAAUACAGAAUAUAGUUGCAACGUGUGAUUUGAAAUUCCCAAUUAAGUUGGAGAAUUUAAAUCACAUGCAUGGACAGUUUUCUAGUUACGAACCAGAGUUAUAUCCUGGUCUGACAUAUAGAAUGGUAGUACCUAGAGUUGUAUUGUUAAUAUUUGUAAAUGGUAAAGUUGUAUUAACAGGAGCCAAAAAUAGGAUUGAACUACAAGAUGCAUUAAAUAAUAUAUAUCCGAUAUUAAAGAGUUUUAGAAAGCAAUGAUAUUAUUUACUUACAAAAUAAAUGUCAAAUAAAAUGA
Messenger RNA from Cyphomyrmex costatus, 982 nucleotides. It is a transcript of the gene Trf, whose product is annotated as TATA-box binding protein-related factor. Lineage: Eukaryota; Metazoa; Arthropoda; Insecta; Hymenoptera; Formicidae. Bases 220 to 945 code for a protein of 241 amino acids. Gene Ontology annotation, molecular function: DNA binding. The record is from RefSeq and is a predicted model, not a curated record. The transcript has 5 exons. Gene Ontology annotation, biological process: DNA-templated transcription initiation.